Penicillium arizonense is the source of this 1368-nucleotide messenger RNA. Its product is annotated as KilA-N domain-containing protein. The transcript is spliced from 5 exons. Lineage: Eukaryota; Fungi; Ascomycota; Eurotiomycetes; Eurotiales; Aspergillaceae. Bases 1 to 1368 code for a protein of 455 amino acids. The record is from RefSeq and is a predicted model, not a curated record. Gene Ontology annotation, molecular function: DNA binding. Gene Ontology annotation, cellular component: nuclear membrane complex Bqt3-Bqt4. Gene Ontology annotation, biological process: mitotic telomere tethering at nuclear periphery; meiotic attachment of telomere to nuclear envelope.
AUGUCGCGAACUUUGCCGAAGAAGUUUAACCCGCUCAUCCUCACGGAGGUGGCUCCUUCUUAUGAGGAGCUUCUCGCGCGCCGCCGUCUGGGAAAAACACACCUCUCUGUGAGGCCUGCCCAGAUCGGUACCUCAAAUGCCACUAAGCCUGAGAACCUGGGCGUUUUCGAAUACGCUCACCUGCGCGCUCCUCUGCCCAAAGACUUGAAGGGCUCGGAGAUUUUCCCAUCCCACACCUCUCAGCAGCAUCCUGAGACGUACUUCCUGAUGCGUCGCAGCAAGGAUGGGUUCGUCAGCGCAACUGGAAUGUUCAAGAUCGCAUUCCCCUGGGCCAAGGCCGAUGAGGAGAAGGUUGAGCGCGACUAUCUGAAGGCCCGGGAGUACACCAGCGAGGAGGAAGUCGCUGGCAACGUGUGGAUCUCUCCCGCGUUUGCCCUUGAGCUAUCCAAGGAAUACAAGAUGUACGAUUGGGUACGCGCUCUCUUGGACCCCACCGAUAUCGUCCAGAGCCCCUCCAGUGCAAAGAAGCAGAUCACUCCCCCGCCCAAGUUCGAGAUCCCAGAAGACGAGCCGGAAAUGCCUCAGCGCCGUCGCGGCCGCUCCGCCUCUCCCAGCAAGCAGUCCCCUCGCAAGUCCCGCACAACUCGCGUUGGAAAGGAUGUCAUGGGCACCCCGUCUACAAAUGCUGCCAACGCUAGCCUCCACUCCGCACUGGAGAUUACAGCCGGUAAUAUGGACACUGAAACAGUUCCUGAGCUGGCACCUGUGCGAGGCGAGACACAAGUGAAGUCCACCGGAUCCCCAGAGAAGAAGUCAAGGAGCCGGAAGACCAAGAGUGCUACCACCGCAGAGCCUGAGGACGAGGCCAAGGAGGAGGAGGAGGAGACAAACGAAGAGACCAAGGAAGAGAAGAAGGAAAAGAAGAAGGCCGAAAAGAAGACUGAAAAGAAGAUCGAGAAGAAGAAUGAGGUGAAGGGCAAGGAAGAGAAGGCGGUUCCUUCAGUGGAAGCUGAUGCCCCAGAAGAUGUCAAGACUUCCCAGACCACUGUCUCUCUUGAUAUGCCCAUCAGCCUCCCUGAAGUCCCGUCCGCUGCUGAGACGGAAGCAAUGAUCGCCCAGGCCAAGGGCAUGGUCGAAGACGCCAUCAAGGCCCAGGCCGGCGGUGCCACCGAGUCGGAAUCCGUUAAGGUGACCAAGAAGCGCAAGCCCGAGGAAGACGAUGAGGAGACCUCAGCCGAGUCCACCCAGCGGGCCAAGAAAGCCAAGGUGCUUGAGAACAAGCUCCGAGAGGAGCGGGUCCGCAACCGCUCCAUCUUUGGUGUUUCCGUGGCCUUUGCUCUUGCUGCGUCAAUUCCCUACUUCCUUUGA